Arctia plantaginis is the source of this 4272-nucleotide messenger RNA. Lineage: Eukaryota; Metazoa; Arthropoda; Insecta; Lepidoptera; Erebidae. The record is from the annotation of a GenBank genome assembly.
AUGAUACUAAAAGCUUUAAACCUUCUUGGUUUCAGGUUACCGAUGGCGCGUCUAGUCAGCAUGAUACUCAUCCAUAUUGCAGCCAAUGUAUGUGCUCAGGAUAGAGACAGAGAUCAUCAUCGAUUACAGUCCUGUGGGGGCCACCUAAAGGGUCCUGUGGGAAUAAUUCAGACUCCAAACUUUCCCAACCCGUUCCCUGUCCCCAUCAAGUGUAAGUGGAUAAUAGAACAUGAUAUAGUGAAUGGGACUAUAUCGAUAUACUUUACACAGCAAUAUACUACCAGUGGAUUGACGUUUACCGAGUACUCGUACUAUGAUGAAACUUAUAAGUUGGAGGAGAAAAGGGUGCUCACUGUCACUGAGGAGAAUAUCACCAAAGUUAAACGACUACAGGUACAGAGUCCAGUACUUGUGGUGGAGUUGAAUCUCAACAGAUUAGAAGGCACCCAACUCAGGGCUUUAGGGCUUUUGUCAGUGUUUGGAUUCAAUAUAACUUAUGCGGUGAGGAGUCCAGUUGAAGUGUCAACACCAACUCCGUGUAGCGCUAUCCAGUGCAGACUGCUUGGACACUGUUACGCCAGACACGAUUUCCAGGAAUUUUUCUGUUCGUGUUUCGAGAGUUACUCUGGAGAAGACUGUGGAAUAGGACCGCUCUGUACGAGGACGCCUAAAAUGUGUAGAAACGGCGGCACCUGCAGACAAAUGGGUCCCGCUACUAUUAGUUGUAUUUGCGCGCCUGGUUACACCGGCAAUCUCUGCGAAUCACAAAUAGCACAACAUGAGUGCGGCGCUGAAGAAUGUUCAGAAGGAUGUGCUAAAGAAUACGGUUGUGAUUGUAGUCCAAAAGAUAAAGAUUUUACUUUAGCAAGAUUUGACACAAGACUGCAAGUAGUGGAUCAACCUAAUAUCAACAUAUCACAAGAAAUUAUUAAACAACUGACAAGCUAUCUUAGAACUUCAAAUAUCACUUUAGACGAUGAAAUAGAAAUUUUGAAUAUGAGUUCAGUAGGUGCCACCGGUGCUCGCAUGGUUUAUAUUCGUGCGUGGAGUGCCAGGAACGCGGCAGAUGCUUUGCGCGCUGCUCUGGCGAAGCUUGCAGCGUCCCGUAGCCGGCCUCACACGCUUCGUCUACUCCCAGACACACUGUAUUUUGAUAUACAGCCCGCUCUUAGUUUACAAGCAUUGGCACUAAACCAACGUCCAGAAAUAUGGGAAGGAUCAGAGUUCAUACUGACCUGCAUGGCGCACGGGUCUCCUGACAUAGUUUUCACUUGGUACAAGGAUGGUGUCAAAAUUAAUUUCAAUGCCACCACAAGAGAAAUUUGGACACGCAUAGUGGCUGAAGACAAACUAGGUCGCCGUAUGUCAGUGUUGGCAGUGUCAGGGGCUCAGCAAAUAGACGGUGGGACGUGGUCAUGUGCUGCUGAUGAUUCUGGCAGAAGAAGAUGUCGAGCGCUUACUCUGACAGUGCUUACACCGCCUUCUAUACGACUUAUACCAUCAACACUUACUGUCUACAAGGGAGACAAUGUCACUAUUACAUGCCUAACCGGUGCGGGACGCGCUCACGGUGUAUUGGGUUUUAGUUGGGCGCGAGAAAGGAGCUUGCUACGGAUGCAACCAGACAGACAUGUUUGGGAGGAUCUAUAUCCAUCGGGUAGUGUGCUUAAACUUUAUAAUGUACAAAAAUCGAGUGAAUAUCGAUGUCAAGUUUCGUCUUCGGCGGGCACUAACUCCGUGAGUGUUUGGGUAUGGGCACUUGACGAUAACGAUGACGCAUGCGAGAGCGAGUCGAUGGUUGGUACCUUAUGGGCCAGGACAGCUCCCGGUGCCUAUGCGUCGAUUACUUGUCCUCCUGGAUACAGUGGUGAAAUUACAAGGUUUUGCGAGCCGAAAACAGGUCAACAUGGUGUCAAGUGGAUGCCAUUGGAUUAUUCCGGUUGUAUUGCUGAUCCACUUAAAGAUAUCUAUGAAAAGUUCACACUGAUCUCUUAUGGAUUCUCGUGGGAUAAUGUAUCGGAAGUCACUCGGCAAUAUUCAUCAGUGUUACGCUCUUUGUUUAUACCUGAAGGAGCAGGAGUUACUCCACUGCGUCACGCAGCACAUAUGUUACAGUACUUAUUGUCAGCCGCAGUACAACAUGACGAUAAAGCGCACAGCGUCACACAUUUGCUUAACAUAUAUGAUUACUUACUAACUCAACCUGAUGCAUUCGUGGAUGAGCAAAAAAUUUAUGAACUUCAAAAUGCAAUACCAAAGGUAGCAAGUAUAACAAGGAAAUUAGAACUGCAUCUGCAUUCAUUCAGUGUAAGAAGUGAGUCAAGUAUGCAUAUGGAGCUAGACCACAGUCUAAAGCAACACAGCUCAGCCGAGUGGCGUCUAGAGUCAACGCGUGUGGACUUGGCAUUUAUUGCCAAGAACCUUACUAUAGUCACUGUCUUUUAUCAAGAUCUGGGAUCCAGACUACCAUCUUUGAGAACAUUAACUAAGCAUAGCGGUGUUAGCGAGGUGCAGUAUGCGUUAUGUUCGCAGCAAGUUCAGGUGUACAUUAGUGGUACCUCACUUGACCGUACACUACAACUGAGUGUGACGUUGUUACUAAAGCAUUCUCUAAACUACAGUGCUGAUGCCUCAAAAUUAGCGUGUGGUUUUCGCUCCGCGGCGGUGCCGGGUGUGUGGCGCGUGUCUGGAUGUGAUAUUCGAAUAUCGCAGGGAUUGCAUGCGAUAUGCCACUGUCGCGGCGCGGGUACUUUUGCAUUAUUCACACAAAUCAGCUCUACAAGUACAGAUAGUAAGGAGGAUCUCCACGGCAUACUAGUGAUAUGUCUCAACGUGAGCGGUGCUAUGUGCGUUUGUGUAAGCAUAAUACAAUUACUGAGCAUCAUGCCUGCCACUGCACGGCGUCGAGAUACUAUGUAUGCGAUACUUGCGGCGGGUACUGCCACGGGGAACGCUGCUGCUAUGUUUGCAUUGUCUAAUUGUCAUGACACUGAGGUGUCUCUCUCGCGUUUUUACGUAUGGGUGGUAGCAGUAAGCUGGUGCAUAGCGAGCGCAGCGUUGUGUGCACAGCCACUAUUACUACAUGCAGAGCUUGCAGGGACAGCACAGCGAAGUCACUCUGUGGGACUAUUGGCCGGUGUUUGCGUGUUGUGCUGUUUAUCGGCGCGAAUGUGGGGCGAUGCUCCUCUAAAAGUAGGCUCCGCGGCAAACAGUAUAUUCGCAGCGGGCAUAAUUAUACUCACAGUACUAACUCUAGCACUAGCUUUAUGUGCACGGAGAAUGCUAGAACACGUUACGCGGAAGCUACCAUUGGAUAGAAGGACUUACAUAAGAAACAGAAAUCGAAUAGUGAACAACACGCUGGCGCUACUUCUGACCUCAAUGUCUACAAUUGUGGCAGGAGUUACAUACGUACAGCCUGGAGAUAAGCUAAUCAUGCAUAUUCUCGCGCUCUCGGUUGCAGCCUUUGCUAAUGGUGCUGCAAUGCUCGUAUGUUACGUUAUACGUGACGAGGAAUGUCUGCGAGCGGUACGGAGUAAACUACCGCUCCACGACAGCACAGUCUGGCAAGAUUCACCUGCUGGUGAUACUUCUAUUAGCUUAUACAUAAAGCAAGGAGGAGAAGUUGAGAGUCGCGGAGGUGUAGUUAUGUUAGAGCCAUCACCCGUUUCGUCCACUGCCAGAUAUUGGCACGCCACACCCCUAGAAAGAAGAAGAUCUAAUCCUGACAGUCGAGCUGAUAUUGUAAAAUGUGUAGAGUAUAAGUCAUCCGCAUAUGGUGGGGCUCGAUACGACACACAUCCACGCUCAGUAUGUGACUUGAUACCGACCGGUGUUGUGAGGUCAGACCACGCGGGGGAAGAAUACCUGGCCACAGUAUGCUUAGAAGUAAACCCUUAUCACAAACCUGUUGCAGUAAUGUCUUCCUUGGAGCCAUAUACAGAGAAGCAGUUUGACAUUGCAAAGGAAACAUGUGCAAUCUGUGUACAAUCAAACCCAGAUGUUUCAAAGAUAACUUCAGCGCCCGUAAAAAGUUGUCUCAAGAAAGGCUCGCAGAAGUUUACGUCGAGCACAUCACUGCCGUCCAUCGAGACAAUCAAAGAAGAAUUCGAUAAAACACACAUAGAACAAAUCAACCAAGAAUGGAAUAAGACUUAUGACAAUCCACACACUAGUAAAGUACUAAACAAAAUAUCUACUGACUUGGAUUUUCUUUUAAACAGAACACAACAGACCAACACACCUCAUCAAGAAGAGGAAGCACCAACUUAA